UGACAGCCAAAGUAGCCUGCGCCCUGAAAACAGCCUUGGCCCUGUUACUCAGAGGAGCGAACACAGCCCAUCCCCGUUUGGAACGAGGGCUUUUGUUUGGCCCAGAAGUGCUGGAGUUAUAAUUUAAUAGGGAUCGGCUUCAGCUCCCAAGGAAUAUGAUUGAAAACAGCAUGUUUGAGGAAGAACCAGAUGUGGUCGAUUUAGCCAAAGAGCCUUGUUUACAUCCACUAGAGCCGGAUGAGGUGGAAUACGAGCCCCGGGGUUCACGGCUGCUGGUGCGAGGCCUGGGAGAGCAUGAGAUGGACGAGGACGAGGAGGACUAUGAGUCGUCUGCCAAGCUGCUGGGCAUGUCAUUCAUGAACCGAAGCGCGGGCCUUCGGAACAGCUCAGCCGGCUACCGGCCGAGCGCAGAGGGGGCUUGUUCGGUACCCUCGGCAAGGACCUUGGUGGUGUGUGCUUUCAUCAUUGUGGUUGCAGUCUCUGUAAUCAUGGUGAUCUACCUACUGCCUAGAUGCACCUUUACCAAAGAAGGAUGCCAUAAACAAAACCAAUCAAUAGGACUAAUUCAGCCACUUGCGACAAAUGGGAAAUUGUUUCCAUGGGCACAAAUUAGGCUUCCCACUGCCAUUAUGCCACAGCGCUAUGAACUUAGCCUGCAUCCAAACCUAACCUCAAUGACGUUCAAGGGUUCUGUGACAAUUUUACUUCAGGCUCGUCAGGCCACGUGGAACAUUAUUCUUCAUAGCACUGGUCAUAAUAUUUCAAGAGUGACUUUUAUGUCAGCAGUUUCAAGUCAAGAAAAACAAGUUGAAAUCCUAGAAUAUCCAUAUCAUGACCAAAUUGCCAUCGUGGCCCCUGAAGCUCUGCUAGCAGGGCACAGUUACUCUGUGAAGAUAGAGUACUCCGCAAAUAUAUCCAGCUCUUACUGUGGGUUUUAUGGGCUCACCUACAGAGACGAAAAUAAUAAGAGAAAGUACUUUGCAGCCACUCAGUUUGAACCUCUGGCAGCAAGAUCUGCUUUUCCUUGUUUUGAUGAACCAGCGUUUAAGGCCACAUUUAUCAUCAAGAUCAUAAGGGAUGAACAACACACUGCUUUAUCAAAUAUGCCUAAGAAGUCCUCAGUCUCCAUGGAAGACGGGCUUGUUCAGGAUGAGUUUUCUGAAAGCGUGAAGAUGAGCACAUACCUGGUUGCUUUCAUUGUUGGAGAGAUGAGGAACCUGAGUGAAGAUGUGAAUGGAACCCUGGUUUCUGUAUAUACUGUACCAGAAAAGAUUGGUCAAGCUCACCAUGCCUUGGAAACAACUGUGAAGCUCCUUGAGUUUUAUGAAAACUAUUUUGAAAUUAAAUAUCCACUUAAAAAAUUGGAUUUGGUGGCCAUUCCUGACUUUGAAGCGGGAGCGAUGGAGAACUGGGGCUUGCUCACAUUCCGAGAAGAGACGCUGCUGUAUGACAACACCACUUCUUCAGUUGCGGACAGAAAGCUGGUGACGAAAAUCAUUGCUCAUGAGCUGGCUCAUCAGUGGUUUGGUAAUCUUGUAACGAUGCAGUGGUGGAAUGACCUGUGGUUGAAUGAAGGUUUUGCCACUUUCAUGGAGUAUUUCUCCUUGGAAAAAAUAUUCAAGGAGCUGUACAGUUAUGAAGAUUUCUUAGAUGCUCAACUUAAAACCAUGAAGAAAGAUUCCUUGAAUUCAUCUCAUCCAAUAUCAUCAUCUGUCCAGUCGUCAGAACAAAUAGAAGAAAUGUUUGAUUCUCUUUCCUAUUUUAAGGGAGCUUCUCUCUUAUUGAUGCUCAAAACUUUCCUCAGUGAAGAUGUAUUUCAACAUGCUGUUAUCCUUUACCUGCAUAAUCAUAGCUACGCGUCCACCCAAAGUGAUGACUUGUGGGACAGUUUUAAUGAGGUGACAAACAAAACUCUAGAUGUCAAGAGAAUGAUGAAAACCUGGACCCUGCAGAAAGGAUUUCCUUUAGUGACCGUCCAGAGGAAAGGAACAGAACUUUUUAUACAACAAGAAAGAUUCUUUUCAGGCAGGAAACCUGAAAUCUACCCUGUGGAUGCAAGCUACCUUUGGCACAUUCCCAUAACCUACGUCACUGAUGGGAGAAACUACUCAGAAUAUCGAGCAGUGUCGUUACUGGAUAAGAAAUCAGAUAUCAUCAAUCUUACAGAACAAGUGCAGUGGGUCAAAGUCAAUACAAAUAUGACUGGAUAUUACAUUGUGCACUAUGCAGAUGAUGAUUGGGCAGCACUAAUCACACUGUUAAAAACAAAUCCCUAUGUUCUGAGUGACAAAGACAGAGCCAACCUCAUCAACAACAUCUUUGAACUUGCUGGCCUUGGCAAGGUGCCUCUUCAGAGGGCAUUCAGUUUGAUGGAUUAUCUUAUUAAUGAGAACCAGACUGCACCCAUUGCCGAAGCCCUGUUCCAGACGGGCCUAAUCUAUGACCUCCUGGAAAAGCUGGGGCACAUGGACCUGGCCUCAAGACUGGUGAGCAGAGUACACAAGUUGCUCCAGAGCCAAAUCCAGCGACAGGCUUGGACCGACGAAGGCACGCCGUCUGCACGAGAGCUUCGCUCAGCCUUGCUGGAAUUCGCCUGCACCCACAGCCUGGAGAACUGCACCACCACUGCCAUGAAGCUGUUCGAUGACUGGGUGGCAUCAAAUGGCACAUACAGCCUACCUACUGAUGUCAUGACUACUGUCUUCAAAGUUGGAGCAAAAACCGAGAAAGGCUGGUCAUUCCUGUUAAGUAUGUACAUCUCCAUAGGCUCUGAAGCAGAGAAAAACAAAAUACUUGAAGCUCUUGCCAGCUCAGAGGAUGUGCGGAAGCUUUACUGGCUAAUGAAAAGUAGCCUUGAUGGAGACAUCAUCCGAACGCAGAAGUUGUCGCAGGUCAUCAGAGCAGUGGGCAGACACUUUGCUGGACAUUUGCUGGCGUGGGAUUUUGUCAAGGAGAACUGGAAUAAGCUUGUGCAGAAGUUCCAUCUGGGGUCCUAUACCAUGCAAAGUAUCGUUGCUGGAUCAACUCACUUGUUUUCAACAAAGGCACACUUGUCUGAGGUCCAGGCAUUCUUUGAAAGUCAGUCCGAGGCAACCUUCCGGCUGCGCUGUGUCCAGGAGGCUUUGGAAGUCAUUCAGCUGAAUAUCCAGUGGAUGGAGAAGAACCUGAAAGCUCUCGCGUGUUGUCUGUAGUUGCACAGCCACACGUGUCGCCCACUCGGAGCUGUGGCCGGCGUGGGCGGUGCUGCUGUUUUUGCAAACGCCAAGGUGGAGAAGCCAGGACAGCUGCUAAGAUGUUGCACUGCUGAGAGUCCUCGUUAGCUCAGGGCCCAACCAGUUUGCAUUUGUGGUUCUUUUAAUGUCUUUUCUUAAAUGUCUUUAAACAGUAUGUAGUUAUUUAUUGCAAAAUCAUACAUCAUCUAUCUUCAAAAACGAGUAUUUUUUUUCUACUUAGAACAUACAAACGAGGAAAGGAUUUCAAGAUUUAGAAUUCUGUUCUAUUUCUCAGUACCUAGCAAGUUACUGACAGAGUGAAAGCAGGCCAGGUCCGCCGUGAGAACCGCCGUGUCCGCAGACUGCUGACCUGUCAGCCUGGCGGCUGCGCGCUGACAGAGGCUGUUGGGGGGGGGUUCCCUUGGCCUUGAGGAGCUCAGGGACGAAGACAGUGACACGCAGCUGUAGACGGCGGAUCUCAGGAGUGCGGGUCCACUUUGAUUUGGGGUUCUGUGUUAUCCCUGAUUUUCUUUUAAAAAAUGUCUAAUAACUAUAACUAUUAUACUUUAUCCUGAAGAACAGCCAGGUGCUACAGAAAUUAAAAAUUUUUUGGUUGGGUUGAACAGCUGAGUGACCAGGCCAAAAAGUUAAAAUUUCCAAAUAUUUAGCACUUUCUGCUUCAUCUUUUAUCACUAUAGGAAAAUGUUCCAAACCAAGUUAGUUUUACUUAUAAAUGCCAGUAUUCCCCAAAUCUGUGUUCUGUCAUCACUCCUGUCCUCAAUAGACCUUAUGUAUUCCUGUAUUUCUGACUAAUACUCCCAUUAGGCACUGGUGUCUCAUGUCAUAACUUUUAUCACUAAGUUUAAGUUAUCACAGUUUUAGUUGGUUUUUGACCUUACAAAUCACAUUCACUUUCUGAAUCAUAUUCGCAUAGGUUUUCAUUUUAUAAGAUACAAUGGUAUAUUUGAAGCAUUUUUAAAAUGGAGCCUUCACGAAUUUUUUUUCAUUUAAAGUUCACCAUAGUACCUUAAAGGAAGAAAAAGAAUGUGAUAUAGAAGUAAUUUGAAUUAAUGUUUAAUAUGGUGGGCUUUGAACUUUUUUGCACUAUUGAAAGCAGUGCUUUUGCUUGAUUGACAGAAAAAAAAAAUGUAUUUUCUUCUUUUAUCAUGGCCAAACUACCAUUAAAUGGAGUGGCCAAAGAAUGAAAAAAUAAGAGAGAAGGAAGAUGUCGGGCUAGAAUGGCAUCUUCACUCCUGCAGAAGGAGAAAUACUGUACUUGAAUUUUUUGAGCUAUGCAGACUUAUUCCUAGAUUGUGUGUUCCUUUGAUUCAUAGGAGAGUUUUCUUCCUAAUGACUCAUGGGAAGUUUAUAUUUUGUUAGAAAACUGUCUGUGUACAUAAGGGGAGCUGCUCAGUUGUGAGCACUUUAAAACACUCCACCGAGCCUGACAGCAGAUAGAUUGCCUUUACUUUCAGCAGAUGCAACGCUAGAAUGUGGAGUUGUAUACAAAGUCUUAUUUUAGUAAAAUAUUUUUAUAUAACAAAAUUUUAAUGGCUGGCAAGCUAAAAGAUAGCGCGCUUUAACUCUAGUGUGUUUUCUCCCAAUUUAGUCUUUUCUGAACAUUUAUCUCUGUUUUCCUUUUUUUGAAUAGAAAAUAUUAUUCCUGAGAAUCCCAGAAACAUCUGAAGAUGUCUUAUUAAAACAAGUAACUGUAGAUCUUUAUUUCCAUUGUGCUUUGGGUAAAUGAAUGAUAGCUUAGUUGGUAUUGAAAGAAGGGUUUUGUGCUUUCACAGUGAAGGAAACAUACCAAACUUUCGAGGGGGUUAGUUUGUGCUUUUUUUAACCAUGUUCUAUUAUAAAUUCUACUUUGAAACCAAGUUUAAGUUUUGCUACUUUUCAAACUAAGUUAAGAUACUUCAAUUUUACCUACGCAUCUUGACAUUGCUCCUAAAAUACGUACUAUCACUGCAUAUGGCAAAUCUUGUCUUCACCUACGUAUUUUUUCUGUUUGUGUGUGAAUAUGUGUGGUGGUAUUAUAAAAUAACUAUGUCAAAACUGGUCUACAAGAGUUAAUUCGUGUUCCACUAUCCGCUCUUGCUAUACUAAACGCUAUUCAUUCUCAUGUGCUGCUUCCGUAUCUUUUCAGUUAUUGUAAUAGGCCUUACCUUAAUUUUCCCUUGGAAUUUCAUGAUUUUUAAUGUAAUGUUAACCCAUUUAUGUAGGCUCUCUUAGGACCAACUCUUAAGUCACGGAUAUAAGGUUAAGAGGUAGCACUUAUUGUGGAAGUAAGUGGGCAGCUUUCAGAUUUUCACCCCCAAAUUUUAGUGGCCGUAGUGCAUUUCUGAAAACUCAGGCUGUGCGCAGAGGUGCGGCACUCGCUGGAUCGGCGCACGCACGACGCCGGCCGCCUUGAGUACUGCUGGGUAAGCUCGCUACCGAGAAGCUGUCCGCCUGAAUGCAGCGUCAAAGCCGCCAGGCACGAGGUUACUCUGAAAGACAGAACUGCAAACCUAGACUUGUUGAAGGAAAAAUUAUGCUCUGUAGAUCUCUGAAACGUUAUGAGAAUCGCAAUAACACUGAAGUUAUUAAAAAAAAAAAAAAAAACAAA
This is a messenger RNA of Jaculus jaculus (lesser Egyptian jerboa), 5820 nucleotides long. It is a transcript of the gene Lnpep, whose product is annotated as leucyl and cystinyl aminopeptidase. Gene Ontology annotation, cellular component: cytoplasm. Bases 156 to 3191 code for a protein of 1011 amino acids. The record is from RefSeq and is a predicted model, not a curated record. The transcript has 18 exons. Gene Ontology annotation, molecular function: zinc ion binding; metalloaminopeptidase activity; peptide binding. NCBI's taxonomy places the organism in Eukaryota, Metazoa, Chordata, Mammalia, Rodentia, Dipodidae. Gene Ontology annotation, biological process: peptide catabolic process; proteolysis.